UCAUUAACCGAAGAUGGCGGAGGACUUUAGUGAUACAAAUUCGCACGAAAUUACGAAAAAUCACAUUACACAAAGGUGCAAAAAUCAGUGGGUGCGUCUCAAUGUAGGCGGAACAUAUUUUCUAACUGCGAAAACGACUUUAACGAGGGACCCAAACUCGUUUCUAUAUAGAUUGUGCCAGGAGGACUCUGACCUGAUCUCCGACAGGGAUGAGACUGGAGCCUAUCUUAUAGAUCGUGAUCCAACUUACUUCAGUCCAAUUUUAAAUUACCUGCGACAUGGAAAGUUGGUUAUCAAUAAAGACCUGGCGGAGGAAGGUGUUUUAGAGGAAGCGGAAUUCUACAAUAUCACCGAUCUUAUUAGGCUAGUCAAGGAAAGAAUUCUUCUGAGAGACACGCGACCGAUGCGCGACUCCCAGAAACUCGUCUACAGGGUCUUGCAAUGCCACGAAGACGAGCUCACGCAAAUGGUUUCCACGAUGUCCGAUGGAUGGAAAUUCGAGCAGUUAGUAAACAUAGGUUCCCAGUAUAACUAUGGCAAUGAUGACCAAGCGGAAUUCCUUUGCAUUGUGAGUCGGGAAUACGGUCCGAGUCAAUUAGCCACUAAAGAGCAGGAAUCAACGGAUCGCGUUAAGGUUCUGCAGCAGAAGGGUUCACGUAUGUAAUCUCUAGUCCCAUCCUUUUUGUUGUUACUCCUCCCUUUGAAAACGUUUGCGACGACAAGACGAAGACUAGUUUCUAUUGAUUUAUUUUCAAAUUAAUCUCGUGAGAUGCGCGCAAUAAAUUUUCUCGAGCCCCUGUCGUCUGCUCUAGGAAAAUUGCCCUUAGAAAAAAA
Molecule: messenger RNA, 834 nt
Organism: Belonocnema kinseyi
Lineage: Eukaryota; Metazoa; Arthropoda; Insecta; Hymenoptera; Cynipidae
Gene: inc
Product: BTB/POZ domain-containing protein KCTD5
Exons: 4
Coding region: 14-664 (216 amino acids)
Biological process (GO): proteasome-mediated ubiquitin-dependent protein catabolic process; protein homooligomerization
Cellular component (GO): cytoplasm; Cul3-RING ubiquitin ligase complex
Molecular function (GO): cullin family protein binding
Source: RefSeq, a predicted model, not a curated record